Molecule: messenger RNA, 2413 nt
Organism: Hibiscus syriacus
Lineage: Eukaryota; Viridiplantae; Streptophyta; Magnoliopsida; Malvales; Malvaceae
Product: casein kinase 1-like protein 10
Exons: 14
Coding region: 605-1996 (463 amino acids)
Biological process (GO): peptidyl-serine phosphorylation; endocytosis; signal transduction
Cellular component (GO): cytoplasm; nucleus
Molecular function (GO): ATP binding; protein serine/threonine kinase activity
Source: RefSeq, a predicted model, not a curated record
AUCAUAUUCAGAGUCAUUACUUUCUCUUCUUCAAAUCAUCCGGUUUUUCUUCCUUUUUUUCCUUCAAAAAAUUUCCCGAGAAAAUUGAAUCCUUGUCCUAAACCAAGACCUGUAGAUCUCACCCCGAAUUCUUGCCGAUAAAUAUGUUUCUUUUAGAUUCUUUUCCCAUAUUCCUCCUUUUCCGGGGCACAUAAAAACAUACUUUUUUCCCAUUAAUAAUAUCUAAGUUUUAUUGCUCUCAACCUUUUUGUUUCCCCAUCCGGAAAAUGCAGCUUGAUGACCCUAAAACGCAUGUUUUUGCCGAGCUGAUCAACGAGCAUUCGUUAAUUUUCAAUCAAGUUUCCUACCUUUGUUUGGCUCCUUUAGUCACUUGAAGGGGUAACUAUUUUUUUUUUAUAAUUCUUGGAGAUUCUUACAAGGAUUCAGUAAUCUGGGUUUUGUUUUCCUGAGUUGAUAGAUAACAAUUUUGAUGGAUCUGAGAUGUAGUUUGAGGAGAAACGGUUUGAGUCAAUUUCAAUGUUGAAAGUCAAUUUCAAUAUUAAUAAAGUGGAAUAAGAAGGGAGGGUUUCUCUUUUAUUGCGAUAAACUAGAGUAAGAUUCGAUCAUGGAGCAUAUUAUCGGUGGAAAAUUCAAGCUUGGUCGAAAGAUUGGGAGUGGAUCAUUUGGUGAACUUUAUUUAGGCAUUAAUGUACAAAGUGGAGAGGAAGUGGCUGUUAAGCUGGAAUCUGCCAAGACAAAGCAUCCACAACUUCACUGUGAGUCAAAGUUGUACAUGCUUCUUCAAGGGGGAACGGGUAUUCCACAUUUAAAAUGGUUUGGAGUUGAGGGUGAAUACAAUGUCAUGGUUAUUGAUCUUCUUGGACCAAGCUUAGAAGACUUGUUCAACUAUUGCAAUCGGAAGUUUUCUUUAAAAACAGUUUUGAUGCUUGCAGAUCAGUUAAUAAAUAGAGUUGAGUACAUGCACUCCCGGGGUUUUAUUCACCGUGACAUAAAGCCUGAUAACUUUUUGAUGGGUUUAGGGCGCAAAGCAAAUCAGGUAUACAUAAUUGAUUACGGCCUUGCAAAAAAGUAUAGGGAUCUUCAAACACACAAGCACAUACCAUACAGGGAAAACAAGAAUCUUACAGGGACAGCUCGAUAUGCAAGUGUUAACACUCACCUGGGAGUUGAGCAAAGCAGGAGAGAUGAUCUGGAAUCUCUUGGUUACGUGCUUAUGUACUUCCUCCGGGGAAGCCUCCCAUGGCAGGGUCUGAAGGCCGGUACCAAAAAGCAGAAGUAUGACAAGAUUAGUGAAAAGAAGAUGCUUACUCCCAUAGAGGUCCUUUGCAAAUCAUUUUCGUCUGAGUUCACAUCGUACUUCCAUUAUUGUCGAUCACUACGGUUUGAAGACAAACCAGAUUACUCGUACCUGAAAAGGCUGUUUCGGGACCUUUUUAUUCGUGAAGGCUAUCAGUUCGACUAUGUAUUUGAUUGGACUAUACUGAGGUAUCCACAGGUUGGCUCUAGCUCAAGAGCACGGCCAAGCCCAAAGCCAGGUUUAAAUCCCCCUGGAGCAUCUGCUGAAAGAACAGAAAGGCCUUCUGUUGGACAUGAGAAUCGAGAAAGGUUCUCUGGUGCAGUUGAGGCAUUUGCAAGACGAAACGGCUCUGGCCAUGGUUUGCAUGGUGAUCACUUGAGAUAUAGAUCUUCAGAGGAUUUGACAUCAUCAAAGGAAGCGCAACCUGAUUCUGAUAGGAUUCGCUCAUCGAGAAAUGAUAGUGCUUCAAAGAGGCCUGUCGUAUCAAGCAGCCGACCUGGCUCCUCUGGUGAGCCUAGUGAGAUUCGUUCUAGCAGAUUAUUCUCGACCAGUGGUCGCUUGUCAACGACUCAGAGAGUUCAACCCGGUUUCGAUUCCAAAGCAUCAUCUUUCACUCGUGCUGCAGCCACUAGAGGUGGCCUUGAUGAUACCCUACGGAGCUUCGAUCUCUUGACAAUUGGAAGUGGAAAAAGGAAAUAAACGACAGAUUCAACUGGUAAGAAGAAUUUUCCCUAUUCUAGUUUCUUCUGAUGGAGAUAACGGCACUAUAACGGCAUUCACAAACCGUUAUAUGCGUCUGUUACCGAGUUCCAUCACAACAAUCUCUUCAAUGAAUUCUAUCCCUGGAAAAAAAAAUAUCGAUCCGUCUUCUCAAACCGUUGUCAGGCAGUCUUGCUUGCUGUUAUGAUGCUUCUAGACUCGGGUAUAAGAAAGAGAUGAAAGAUCCCAUUUUAGGUAACUAUUCAUAUGUUUCCAGCACUCUAGCUGUGUAAAAAAACCUUGAUGUUUUAUUAUGCAACCAAUCUAAAGGUAAAUGUUGCUUCUCAUGUCUCAUUUCUGUGUAAUAUUAUUUAUAUAUAAUAUGUAUAUAAUGCUUAAUAAAUUAGUAAUAUUUAA